Medicago truncatula (barrel medic) is the source of this 1035-nucleotide messenger RNA. RefSeq names its product serine/arginine-rich SC35-like splicing factor SCL33. The record is from RefSeq and is a predicted model, not a curated record. The transcript has 6 exons. The coding region runs from base 179 to 841 and encodes 220 amino acids. Lineage: Eukaryota; Viridiplantae; Streptophyta; Magnoliopsida; Fabales; Fabaceae. Gene Ontology annotation, molecular function: RNA binding.
UGCACAUUCACGCAGCAAAUUAUCACCCAUCGGGGAAGAAGUAUCUCGAACACACGAGAUGGUUACAAAUACAACGAACGAAAACGAAUCUGCAAAGCGAAAAUCAAACUUCUCUGCGUCCAAAUUCUGCAACCGAGAUUCGUUUCGCAAUUUCUGAACCAGGUGUAACGAGAUCAAGAUGAGGGGAAGAAGUUACAGUUACAGUCCUUCACCUCCAAGGCGUUAUGGUGGAAGGAGACGCAGUCCGAGUCCAAGAGGCCGGUAUGGAGGACGUUAUAGAGGUGGCCGUGAUAGGGAUCUGCCUACAAGUCUUCUCGUCCGAAACCUGGCCAAAGAUUGCAGGCCAGAAGAUCUGCACGAUCCAUUUGGACAGUUUGGUCCUGUCAAGGAUGUUUACCUGCCUCGUGAUUAUUAUACUGGGGAGCCAAGGGGUUUUGGGUUUGUUCAAUUUGUGGAUCCAGCUGAUGCUGCCGAUGCGAAAUAUCACAUGGAUGGUCAAGUUCUUCUUGGCCGUGAGUUAACUGUGGUGUUUGCUGAAGAAAACAGAAAGAAACCUCAAGAAAUGAGAGCAAGAGAACGUGGGAGGUCAUAUGAUUAUAGGCGAUCUCCACGUCGUCGUUCUCGUUCACCACGCUAUGCUCGAACCUAUUCUCGUAGUCCAGACUAUACACCUUCACCAAGACCAAGGCGAUAUUCCAGGUCCAUCUCACCAAGAGACGAAAGGUAUAGGAGACGGUCAUACUCUAGAUCCCCUUACAGAUCACCUUAUGGAUCUAGAAGCCCUGAUCGAGGUAGGAGUUACAGCAGGAGCAUAAGCCGCAGUCCAGGGUACUCAAGGUGAUUUAAAUCGACAAGAUUGGUUAAUAUGGGAGAUGAUGCCGUAGUUUUCAUUUUAUUUCUGAUGUUGCUUGUGUUCAGUGAUUCUGAUAGAUGAUAUGUUAAUUUAUCUGGAUUUGUCGUAUUAUCUAUUGUUUGUGACUGUGUUCUAUAUUUAGUCCUGUUUUAAUCAAAAUGCCUCUUGACCGUGUUCUUUUA